Molecule: messenger RNA, 1247 nt
Organism: Corylus avellana
Lineage: Eukaryota; Viridiplantae; Streptophyta; Magnoliopsida; Fagales; Betulaceae
Product: cationic peroxidase 1-like
Biological process (GO): response to oxidative stress; hydrogen peroxide catabolic process
Molecular function (GO): peroxidase activity; heme binding
Source: RefSeq, a predicted model, not a curated record
UCGAAAAGCCUUCUUCUUCUUAUAUAUCCUCCUCCUUCUUCUUCUUCAUCACACGAAAUCGUUAGUCAUAUAUGGCUUGCGAUGGUUUUACCUCCUCCAUUCCCAAAGCUGCCACCAAAUCCUGCCUUCUACUUUUAUUUCUUGUGGGAAUGGUGUCUGCCCAGUUAUCCACUACUUUCUAUGAUAAAUCGUGUCCUCGUGCCCUUUCCAUCGUAAAGUCAGCGAUUAUCGCUGCGGUGUUGAAAGAGCCGCGCAUGGGAGCAUCGUUGCUCCGUCUGAAUUUUCACGAUUGCUUUGUUCAAGGAUGCGAUGCAUCAGUGCUAUUGGAUGGCAUAAAUGGAGAGAAAACGGCUUUGCCCAAUAAUAAUUCACUAAGGGGAUAUGACGUAAUAGACUCCAUCAAAUCUCAACUGGAGAAAGAGUGCCCUGGUGUUGUGUCUUGUGCUGACAUCGUAACCCUUGCUGCAAGAGACUCUGUUGUUGCGCUGGGUGGAGCUUCUUGGCAAUGGCAAGUUUUGUUGGGCAGAAGAGACUCUACCACCUCAAACAAAACUGCUGCUAAUAUCGAACUCCCCAGUCCGUUUUUGGAUCUUAAUGGCCUUAUAAGUUCCUUUGCAAACAAAGGUUUGACUGCCAAAGAAAUGGUGACUCUAUCAGGAGCUCACACAAUAGGGAAAGCAAGGUGUAUAGUCUUCCGGGAAAGGAUAUACAAUGAAACCAACAUAGACCCCUUGUUCGCAAAAGUACGACAAUUGAACUGUCCGAGGACUGGAGGUGACGACAAUCUUGCCCCUCUUGACGCCAUUUCCCCAAUUGCUUUUGACAAUUAUUACUACGAGAAUUUGGUAAACAAGAAGGGUCUGCUUCACUCGGAUCAGGAGCUCUUCAAUGGGGGUUCCACCGACUCUCAAGUUAUUGCUUAUAAGCUUAACCCAAAUAGCUUCCAACAAGACUUUAUCAAGGCGAUGCAGAAGAUGAAUAACAUUAGCGUACUUACGGGCAACCGUGGUCAAAUCAGAGAAAAUUGCAGGAAAGUCAACUGAUGAUCAAUUUAAGCCACUUAAUUACUGGGUUAAACAAUAAGAUUAAUUAAGGGGAUAAUAAUAAUAAGAUUAAGAUCAUAUCCCCUCGUUUAGCUGCCCGAAUAAUGCAGAAUAAGAUUGAGCAUAUAUAUAUGUUCACAUAAUAAUUGUACGUGUGCUAGCUUUUGAGUAUUAUUAAAGAAUAAGGGCAUUUGUUUUAUGAUA